Molecule: messenger RNA, 2536 nt
Organism: Vitis vinifera (wine grape)
Lineage: Eukaryota; Viridiplantae; Streptophyta; Magnoliopsida; Vitales; Vitaceae
Product: probable thimet oligopeptidase
Exons: 20
Coding region: 108-2207 (699 amino acids)
Biological process (GO): proteolysis; peptide metabolic process
Molecular function (GO): metalloendopeptidase activity
Source: RefSeq, a predicted model, not a curated record
CCAAAUGGGAGGUCAACAUUUUUCCUCACUAGUUUCCCUCGCAUUUGUCUGUUUGGUGAGCGAGAAAAUCAGUCCAACAACCACAAGAAGAAAGAAAGAGUGAGAAAAUGGUGAGAGAAAAGAAAGACAGAAGAUACAACCUACUCGCUCUCACUGGAUCCGCUGCUCUUCUCGCACUUGCCAUAAACCUCGCAAUCUCCGCCGUCAACGCCCACACCAAGAAAAGAAAGCGCAGAGAUCUUGCUGGUUCUAACGUGCGUGUGAAUCUUUCGGCACCUGAGAUUCUCCAAUUGGCGAACAGCAUUAUCUCCAAGUCGAAGGCCGUGCAUGAUGCGGUUGGUUCAGUUCCUCUUGAUAAGGCCACAUAUGCCAAUGUUGUUUUGCCUCUGGCAGAGUUGGAGGCACAACAAUUCCCACUGGUUCAAUCUUGUAUAUUCCCAAAGUUGGUGUCGACUUCAGAGGAGGUACGCAAAGCGAGUGCUGAAGCAGAGCAGAGAAUUGAUUCUCAUGUUUUGAUGUGCAGUCAGCGUGAAGAUGUAUACUGUGUUGUCAAAGCUUUUGUUGCAAGAGGAGAAUGGAUAAGUCCUGAAGCUAACCGAUAUGUACAAUGUUUGAUUAGAGACUUUGAGCGGAAUGGCUUGAACCUUACUUCAACAAAAAGAGAGGAAGUGCAGCGGUUGAGAGCUCAUAUAGAUGAUCUUAGUGUACUAUAUAUAAAAAAUAUGAGUGAUGAAAGUACUUUUCUCCUCUUCAGUGAGACUGAGCUAGCUGGGUUACCACCGGAGUUCCUUCAGAGCCUAGACAAAGCUGAGAAUGGUAAAUUUAAGGUUUACUUGAGAAGUCGUCAUGUUAUUCCAGUAUUGGAGCUUUGUAAGAUAGGGAUGACCAGGAAGACAGUAGCUGUGGCAUAUGGGAAGAGGGGUGGAGAAGCAAAUCCUUCUGUCUUGAAAAGUCUGAUUCAACUGCGCCAUAAAUUGGCUCGAUUGCUCAGCUAUUCAAAUUAUGCAGACUAUGCUGUUGCUCCCAGAAUGGCAAAGUCAUCCUCAAAGGUAUUUGAGUUUUUAGAGGACAUCUCUGCCAGUGUAAAUGAAUUAGCUGCCAGAGAGCUUGACAUGUUGAAAGACUUAAAGCGGAAAGAGGAAGGAGAGUUUCCAUUUGGAAAUGAGGAUCUACUGUACUAUAUGAAGAGGGUUGAAGAGCAAUAUCUUGACCUUGACUUUGGCGUACUUAAGCAAUACUUUCCCAUCAAUUUGGUUUUACCUGGGAUCUUCAAAAUAUUCCAAGACCUUUUUGGUUUAAGAUUUGAGGAAAUUGCUGAUGUUGAAGUUUGGCACUCUGAUGUUCGUGCUUUUUCUGUUUUUGACUUAAGUUCUAGUGAGCUCUUGGGUUAUUUCUACCUUGAUAUUCACCCCAGGGAAGGAAAAUAUGGUCACAUCUGCGUUGUAGCUCUGCAAAAUGGUUCAUUAUCAUCCAAUGGUGCUCGACAGAUACCAGUAGCAUUGCUUAUUUCGCAAUGUCAGAAGGAAGUUGAUGAUCAUCCUGGCCUAUUGCGUUUCUCCGAAGUGGUUAAUCUUUUCCAUGAGUUUGGUCAUGUGGUCCAACAUAUCUGCAAUCGUGCAUCAUUUGCUAGAUUUUCUGGGCUACGUGUUGAUCCUGACUUUGUGGAGAUCCCUGCUCGGGUGUUUGAAAACUGGUGUUAUGAAAGCUUCUCACUGAAAUUGAUAUCUGGUUUCCAUCAGGAUAUCACGAAGCCCAUUGAGGAUAGAAUGUGCGAAUCACUUAAAAGAUGGAGAUCUUCCUUUUCAGCACUUAAAUUGAAGCAAGAAAUUCUUUAUUGUCUUUUCGAUCAGAUUAUACAUUCAACUGAAGAUGUUGACAUGGUCAAGCUAUUCAGGGAUCUGCAUCCAAAGGUCAUGUUAGGAUUGCCAAUGUUGGAAGGAACCAAUCCAGCAUCAUGUUUUCCACGUAGUGCUGUUGGUUUUGAGGCUACUUGCUACAGUCGCAUUUGGAGUGAGGUUUUUGCAGCUGAUAUGUUUGCCUCAAAGUUCCCUGGCGGUCUUCUGAGCCAGUAUAUUGGCAUGCAGUUCAGGAAAAAGGUAUUGGCCUUGGGGGGAUCGAAAGACCCCAUUGACAUUCUAUCAGAUUUCCUUGGGAGAGAACCUUCAAUUCAAGCUUUUGUAGAGAGCAAAGUCCAAGCUAGUUUGUGAUGCAGAAGGGGUUUCAAGCUCUCCACUUCCAGAACCGCAUUUGUGGCUGCUGAUGAAGGUGUUGAAUCAUUCAUACUCUUCUAAAGUCAUUAAGCCGCAAUGAGUAGUUAACCGAAAUGGAGAUGAUUAGGGUAUUGCUUGCUGAACAAUGCUUUAAGUGGUAAGGUAGAAAUGAAAAUGGCAUCACCUCUGUAAAGUUUAGGUGCAAUCAGCUGUUAUAAUGUUUGAGAUGAUUAUAGGUGAGCUUGGUUCUGCGUAUUGGCCUGUGAAACGGAUGUGUUUCUUCUUGAUGGUGGUGGAUUAUCCAAUUGUUGAGUGUUGGAUGGUCA